UUCUUCCUUGGACAAUUGGUUGGGUGUUUUCACACUUUCACCCAUAACUCGUAUUUAAAUAUUAAAUACAGAAUUUUUUGUUGUUUGGUUUUUGGUUUUUCUCUGUGUUUUCUUUGGUUUCUGCAUAUUUACUCUUCAGGAGUUAGGAGUGAGUGGCUUUCUUGAUUUAGCAUAAUUUGCAGAACCCACAAAAAAAGUUUUGAGCUUUGGCCUUUGGGUGCUUAAAAAUUUUCAUUUUCGUUUGUGUGGUGUUUAUACAAGGCCAAAGUUGAGAGCUUUAUGCGUUUUUUUGGUUGGGUUUUCGUGUUUUUAGUUGGAAUUUGAGUCUCUGAAUCAAAGAAAAAAUGUUGUCUGUUUCGCGUGGCGCAAGAACUCGGAGCUCGUUAGAAGAAAUGCUGGAGGCUCUGCAGCGGAGAGACGAUGACGAGAAGCCAAAGGACUUGCCGCCGGAGCUGCCGUCGCGGCCACGGCUGACGGCCAAGACUCGGCCGCCGUCGUUCAAGAGACGGUUGCCACCGAGCUUUGAAACUGGGAAUGGUGGAUUGGAGAGCUCAGUGGAGUGUGAUUCCCAGAAAGAAGAGGUCAAGGAAUCAAGAGGGAAUAAUAGGUUUGGGGCUAAGAAGGUGAAAGAAAUGGAGCCCAGAGAAUCGCCUUACAUCAUGGCAGGACAAAGGAAUGAAUCUAAAGGAAGAUUAUGGGGGAAAAAUGAUGGACCAAAGAUUGAUUCUGGGCUGCCUGGUUCACUGCCAAUGUGUUGUGAGGCUGAGUGGGAUGACAGCAUUGGCUAUUUCACCAAGAAUAAACUUAAUGUUUGGUGUCGCCUAAAAGAUGGGCUGUGGGAAUCAGGACAGAUACAGUCAACUUCUCGAGAGAAAGCUUCUGUAAAGCUUUCAGAUGGGAGUGAUGUAGUAGUUCCCACAGCAGAGCUCUUACCAGCAAAUCCGGAUAUUCUUGAUGGAGUCGAUGACCUGAUACAACUUAGUUAUCUGAACGAGCCUUCAGUCCUUCAUAACUUGCAGCACAGAUAUUCUCACAAAAGAAUAUAUAGUAAGGCGGGUCCUGUUUUAAUAGCGGUGAAUCCCUUCAAAGAUGUCAAACUGUGUGGAAAUGAAUUUAUUACGGCUUACAGGCAGAAGCUAGUUGAUGGUCCUCAUGUGUAUUCUAUUGCUGAUGCAGCCUACACUGAAAUGAUGGAAGAUGGGACCAAUCAAUCAAUCAUUAUGAGUGGGGAAAGUGGAUCUGGCAAGACAGAAACGGCAAAAGUUGCUAUGCAAUACUUGGCUGCACUUGGUGGAGGUGGCAACGGGAUAGAGUGUAAACUGCUACAGUCAAGCUGUAUAUUAGAAGCAUUUGGAAAUGCCAAAACAUCUAGAAACAACAACUCAAGCCGUUUUGGGAAAUUGAUUGAAAUUCAUUUUAGUGAAACAGGAAAAAUAUGUGGCGCUAAAAUACAAACUCUUCUUCUUGAAGAGUCAAGAGUGAAUCAGCUUGCCCAAGGAGAGAGAUCAUACCAUAUCUUUUACCAGCUUUGCGCUGGGGCUCCAGCAGGUCUCAGAGCUAAACUGAAGUUAAAACGGGCAUCUGAAUACAAUUAUCUAAACCAAACUGAGUGUUUGAUGAACGAUGUUGAUGAUGCCGAAAAGUUCCAUAUGCUCAUGGACGCCCUAAACACUCUCAACAUUUGCAAAAAAGAUCAAGAACAUGCCUUUGAAAUGCUUGCUGCUGUGUUAUGGCUAGGAAACAUAUCAUUUGAAGUGAUUGACGAUGAAAGCCACGUUGAAGCUGUGGCCGAUGAAGCUCUUACAAAUGCAGCUAGCUUGAUAGGUUGCAGUGCUCAUGACCUCAUGCUAGCUUUAUCAACCCAUAGAGUACACGUUGGCAAGGAUAAGGUUACCAAGUGGUUAACAAUGCAGCAGGCAACUGAUACAAGAAAUGCACUGGCAAAGUUCAUAUAUGGAAGCUUGUUCAACUGGCUUGUUGAUGAGAUUAAUAAAUCACUUGCAAUGGAAAAACAACAUACUGGUAGAUCCAUAAGUAUUCUGGAUAUUUAUGGUUUUGAAGCAUUUAAGAAUAAUAGCUUUGAGCAGUUCUGCAUAAACUAUGGAAAUGAGAGGCUUCAACAGCAUUUUAAUCGUCAUCUAUUCAAACUUGCGCAAGAGGAAUACGAGUCAGAUGGAAUUGAUUGGAUAAAAGUAGAAUUUGAAGACAACCGAGAGUGUUUGGAUCUCUUUGAAAAGAAACCAACCGGGCUUAUUUCUUUACUGGACGAAGAGUCAAACUUCCCUGGAGCUACUGAUUUAACCUUUGCCAGUAAGCUCAGACAGCAUUUGACAGCAAACCGGUGCUUUAAAGGAGAAAGUGGAGGAGCAUUUAGUAUUCAGCAUUAUGCUCGAAAGGUUCUCUAUCUCACCAGUGGUUUCUUGGAAAAGAAUCAGGAUACGUUGCCUGCUGAUAUUGUUCAGCUACUCUCGUCAUCCAGCUCUGAAAUACCUCGGUUGUUUGCAUCUUUGCUUAACCAAUCUCAGAAGCAGAGUGUUGCUACGAAGUUUAAGGGUCAGUUGUUCAAUUUAAUGCAACAGCUAGAAAACACUACGCCACGCUUCAUCUGCUGCAUAAAGCCAAACGAUAAGCAGCUUCCCGGGAUGUUCGAGAAAAAUCUCGUCUUAAAGCAGCUUAGAUGCUGUGGGGUUUUAGACGCGGUGAAAAUGUCGAGAUGCGGAUAUCCUACUCGGAUGACACAUCUUGAUUUCACGAGAAGAUAUAGCCUCCUCGUCGAUAAUCCUGUUCCUCGAGAUCCUUUAAGUACAUCUGUUGCUAUUCUCCAGCAAUUCAAUAUCCUUCCUGAGAUGUACCAGGUUGGGUAUACCAAAUUGUAUUUCCGAGCUGGACAGAUUGAUGCACUCGAAGAUGCAAGGAAACGAGUCCUGCAGGGUGCUCUUGAGGUGCAGAAGUGUAUUCCUCGCCACCGUGCUUGCCAUCACUUCCAUGAGCUCAAUGGCGGAGUGAUAGCGCUUCAAUCUUUUGUUCGUGGUGAAAACGCGAGAAGGCAAUUUAAUACGUUGGUAACGUCAAAAGAGCAGCUUGCUUCCAACAAAAUUGAUGAGCAGUUGGUGGCUGUUGUAAGAAUACAAUCAGCAAUUCGUGGGUGCUUGGCACGAAAGCAUGUUAGUAGCCUACGGAAUUUGAAGAAGGUAAUUCUUGAAAAAUGCAAAGCGGGCGGGAAGAUGUUGGAGGUGAAGGACUUGCCUUCAGAAGUUUUGCCCUUUGUUAUCGAAGAACUUCAAAAGCAUCUUUUCGUGUCUAAAACAACCCUGGGACAGAAGGAAAAAGAAAACGCUGCAUUAAAAGAACAAGCUAAACAACUCGAGGCACAUUGGUCAGAAUACGAAGCCAAGAUGAGGACGAUGGAGGAAACAUGGGAAAAACAAAUUGCGUCUUUGCAGGCAAAUCUUGCUGCAGCCAAGAAGAGUCUUGCAGCUGACAACGCUGUGGGUCUUCCACCUCGUUGCUUUUAUGAUUCCGAAGGUGCUGUUGGAUCUAGUCAAGAGAUCGAUGGUGGUCUUAGUGCAAUCGAUCGCCUUGUAAAGGAGUUUGAACAAAGGAAACAGAAUUUCGAUGACAAGGCCACAUCGAUUCUUCAGGUCAGCCCGGGACAGUUACUCUCUACGAGCCCUGAAGACGAACUAAGAAGACUGAAACUCCAGUUUGAGCAAUGGAAGAAGGACUACAAGGUCAGAUUAAGGGCUGCAAAGGUAAAAGUACACAAGCUGGGGCAUUCGGAAGCAGAAAGAAGCCGAAGAACAUGGUGGGGGGGAAAGACAAGCAAACGAUUUCAGACUUAAACCUCUUCUUUCGGUCUUUCUAGGCACGAAACAUGCUAGUUAAGAUAGGUUUGCCCAGGAGAACCGAGGGGGCGGGCGUGCGUUUUGUAUAUUUACCAUAAGAGAGGAUGAUUGGUUUUUUCACUUGAAACCCCUCAGAGUUCUUGAGGUGAGCCUGCUUAGUUAGUAUGUUGCAAAUUAUGUAAGUAGGGGAGAUCAUUGUAUAGUACUGAGAAACUGGAAAACAGAUGUUUAGUCCAAACUCUCAUAAAUUAUAUAUAAUCUACAGAAAAUUUUCAUU
Molecule: messenger RNA, 4122 nt
Organism: Ipomoea triloba (trilobed morning glory)
Lineage: Eukaryota; Viridiplantae; Streptophyta; Magnoliopsida; Solanales; Convolvulaceae
Product: myosin-2
Exons: 24
Coding region: 345-3842 (1165 amino acids)
Biological process (GO): vesicle transport along actin filament; actin filament organization
Cellular component (GO): cytoplasm; vesicle; actin cytoskeleton
Molecular function (GO): ATP binding; microfilament motor activity; actin filament binding
Source: RefSeq, a predicted model, not a curated record